Molecule: messenger RNA, 414 nt
Organism: Penicillium argentinense
Lineage: Eukaryota; Fungi; Ascomycota; Eurotiomycetes; Eurotiales; Aspergillaceae
Exons: 3
Coding region: 1-414 (137 amino acids)
Source: RefSeq, a predicted model, not a curated record
AUGCUCUCCCAGGAAAAACGACAGAUUGAGUCUGAUUUCAUCUGUUGCAGUGGGGGCUUAGUUGCUGAUCAAUUUCCUUCUAUGGACAUGGUUCUAGCGAAUGGCAGUUUGAUGACCGUUGACGAGGACUCCGACACUCCGACUUGUGAUUAUGUUAUUCCCAAAGUGCAGCUCUGGUCAUACGCUGGCUUCAUUUUCACACAUGCCAAAGUCGAGGCUCUUUAUGAAGCCAUCAAUGAACAUCAAUUGAAGAACGGAACUCAGCCGGUGGAUCUCACCAACUACUCAGUCUUCUUCAAUCACCCAGAUCUCGACCCCGAUCACUCCACCAUCACAUUCUUCAUUCUGCACGAAGGCAUCGACGCCGUCGAACCCAAUACACGGACUCUUUCACUAAAAUCGGGCCCAGAAUGA